UUGGAUACUAACCCUGCAUGUCAAAGGAGAAAGAUAUGAAUGGGAAUCCUAUUGCUGAUCAUUAUGAUUACAGACCUACUUCUGGACAUGCUGGUGGACAGAAGGGAGACACUUGUGUUGAAAGAGACUGUUUCUUUUCUCCUGCUUCUUACUAUGCAUCCAUAAUAUCACAUCUCCUCAGCCAGCCAGAACCUAACUGUGAGCUGGAUCCUAGCUUUCUUCUCCCUCCCUCACAGAAAACUGAACUGCUGUUCCAAAGUGCUGGGAAUGGCACAUCUUCAAGGGACAUCUCCUCCCCGAGUCCUGACUGUGGCUUGAUUAACUCUAGUCAGUUCCAUAAUGAACACCUGCAAGCUAAGAGGGCCAGGGUGGAACAUAUUAUCCGGGGAAUGAGCCUGACACCAAACCCUACAGUGCCUGGUAUCCAAGUGGAAAGAGAGCAACACCAUUUAGAGAAAGUAAAGGGGAGCUAUAGAGAGAACAAGAGAAAGCAGAGAGUUCCUCAGCAGCAGCAAAGUCUGCACAAGAUUUCUCUGGCAAGAGCUGGCCAAAAUGGUAUCCAGGUGGAAGAAUGCCUCCAGGUGAAAAAGCAACUCCACGUUUUGCAGCAGCAGCUGAAACAACUACAAGAGUGGUUUGCUCUGCCUUAUGAGCUGAAUGGUUCCAGUCCAAGCCAAGGAAGAAUGGAGAAGACUUUGGAUUUGCUGAAGGACAAGUUCGGACAAAGCUUGCAUAGUCAAGGUGUUUCAAGUGGCCAUUGCAGAGAUCGUUUUUGUGGAAGCAUCCCCAAGACGAGAGGAUCUGAAUGCUCAGAGAAAGGAACUAGAACAGCAGAUUCGCAUAGUCUGGCUUCAGAAGACAGAGCUCUUUCAGAGAUAUUGAAACAUGAGUUAAUACAGGUGGUGACACAGGCUGUGGACUCUGUUUUGAAGCAAGUAUUGCCUGAAUCACCAGACCCUCAGCCCCAUCUGCCAAGUAGUCCCACAGUAACAGUGUCCUCUACUGGGAGAGAAUUUACAGGUGCUGCAGCAAGUGCACCCAGAAAAUGGCUUCCUAAGAUUUCUUCCCAUAAAGGCACCAUGUCAGUAGCCACAGAAAAACCUCCAGCUUUCCCUUCUUCUUAUCCCAUCUGCUCAAAAAUGGAGAGAAAACCCGGCCAAGUACCACCCGUGAAUUAUCCCUUGGUCAUGACCUCUGAAGUUCAAGGAAAUGGUAUUUUUCGCCAAAUGCUACUAUGUGGUCAGAAUAGCCAUUGGGGCAGCCCCUCUCCAAAAAUGGUCCCUUCUCCAGAUUGCUUAGAUGGGCCAUGGCGACCAAUCAAACUGAAGUCAUCUGUCAUGAGACACCAACCAUGUCCAACACCAUGUAAAUCUGCUGAAAGUUUGGCCUCUCUUCCAGCUUCAAAUGCAGAGUUGGCUGAAAUGCAAGCUAUGAUGGACGGAAUGUAUUUCCCUUCAACACAUAUCCAGGAAGCUUUGACCCCUGGCCAUCUGAAAAAGGCUAAGCUGAUGUUCUUUUUCUCUCGCUAUCCCACAUCUUCUCUGCUGAAAACCUACUUCCUAGAUGUCCAGUUCACCCGCUGCAUCACCUCCCAGCUCAUCAAGUGGUUUAGCAACUUCCGUGAAUUUUAUUACAUCCAGAUGGAAAAGUUUGCCAGGCAAGCCAUCUUGGAGGACGUCACAGAUCCCAGCGACCUCAUUGUUACCAGGGACUCGGAGCUCUUCCGGAUCCUCAAUGUGCACUACAACAAAGGGAAUGAUUUUGAGGUUCCUGAUGGCUUCCUGGAUGUUGCUAGUCUGACCCUUCAGGAGUUCUUUAGUGCUGUCAGGGCAGGGAAGGAUUUGGAGCCGUCCUGGAAAAAGCCGAUUUACAAAAUAAUUUCCAAACUAGAUAGUGAAAUACCAGAUGCAUUUAAAUCCUCCACUUGCCCCAAAGAGCUUAACCAAGGUUAA
Molecule: messenger RNA, 1952 nt
Organism: Zootoca vivipara (common lizard)
Lineage: Eukaryota; Metazoa; Chordata; Lepidosauria; Squamata; Lacertidae
Source: RefSeq, a predicted model, not a curated record